Sorex fumeus (smoky shrew) is the source of this 2476-nucleotide messenger RNA. It is a transcript of the gene ABCD2, whose product is annotated as ATP binding cassette subfamily D member 2. Gene Ontology annotation, biological process: fatty acid beta-oxidation; long-chain fatty acid import into peroxisome; very long-chain fatty acid catabolic process. Gene Ontology annotation, molecular function: ATP binding; ABC-type transporter activity; long-chain fatty acid transmembrane transporter activity. The transcript is spliced from 11 exons. Bases 83 to 2233 code for a protein of 716 amino acids. The record is from RefSeq and is a predicted model, not a curated record. Gene Ontology annotation, cellular component: peroxisomal membrane. Lineage: Eukaryota; Metazoa; Chordata; Mammalia; Eulipotyphla; Soricidae.
CGGCCCCGCGCGCUCACCGGCUCUCGCUCGCCCGCAGGUGCCAUGCGCGCCCGGGGCGGCCCCGGGGCGCCGUGAGCGCGGGAUGCGGCGCCUGCUGGGCGCCGGCCGGGCCCGGAGGGUCGCCUGCCUGCUGGCCGCCGCCUACGCGCUGCGGACCCUGCAGCCCGCGCUGCGCCGGCGCCUGCAGCCCGGCCGGGCCGCCGGGGGCGCGGGGAGCCCGGGGGGCGCGCGGCAGCCCGUGCCGGGCCCGGACGCGAGCUUCCUGCGGCAGCUGCUGCAACUUCGGAGGAUCCUCUUCCCGCGCCUGCUGACCACGGAGACGGGCUGGCUGUGCCUGCACUCGCUGGCCCUGGUCUCCAGGACCUUCCUGUCCAUCUACGUGGCCAGCCUGGACGGCAAGAUCGUGAAGAGCAUCGUGGAGAAGCGGCCCCGCGCCUUCGUCCUCAAGCUGGUCAAGUGGCUGCUGAUCGCCAUCCCCGCCACCUUCGUCAACAGCGCCAUCCGCUACCUGGAGUGCAAGCUGGCCCUGGCCUUCCGGACCCGCCUGGUGGCCCACGCCUACCAGACCUACUUCGCCGACCAGACCUACUACAAGGUGAUGAACAUGGACACGCGGCUGGCCAACCCCGACCAGUCCCUCACCGAGGACAUCCUCAUGUUCUCGCAGUCGGUGGCCCACCUCUACUCCAACCUGACCAAGCCCAUCCUGGACGUCAUCCUGACCUCCUACACACUCAUCCGGACAGCCACGUCCCGGGGGGCCAGCCCCGUCGGGCCCACGCUGCUCGCCGGCCUGGUGGUCUACGCCACGGCCAAGGUGCUCCGGGCCUGCUCUCCGCGGUUCGGGACGUUGGUGGCCGAGGAGGCGCACCGCAAAGGCUACCUGCGCUACGUGCACUCGCGGAUCAUCGCCAACGUAGAGGAGAUUGCCUUCUACCGCGGACACAAGGUGGAAAUGAAGCAACUCCAAAAAAGUUACAAAGCUUUAGCAGAUCAGAUGAACCUCAUUUUGUACAAGCGUUUGUGGUACAUCAUGAUAGAGCAGUUCUUGAUGAAGUACGUCUGGAGCAGCAGUGGCCUGAUCAUGGUGGCUGUGCCCAUUAUCACCGCGACUGGCUUUGCAGAUGGGGACUCAGAGGAUGGCCCCAAACAAGGUAAGGUCAGCGAGCGAACAGAAGCCUUCACCACUGCGCGCAACUUGCUGGCCUCAGGAGCGGACGCGAUUGAAAGAAUCAUGUCUUCAUACAAAGAGAUCACGGAACUAGCAGGCUACACUGCCCGAGUGUACAAUAUGUUUUGGGUCUUUGAUGAGGUAAAAAGAGGCAUUUAUAAGAGAACUCUCACACAAGAAUCCAAAAACCAGAACAAGAAUGGCGCUAACACAGAACUUCUCAGUGAUGCUCUAGCAAUCAAAGGAAAAGUCAUUGAUGUGGAUCACGGGAUUAUUUGUGAGAAUGUCCCCAUCAUCACACCGACAGGCGAGAUUGUGGCUUCCAGGCUGAACUUCAAGGUAGAAGAAGGGAUGCACCUUUUGAUAACUGGACCAAAUGGCUGUGGGAAGAGCUCUCUCUUCCGAAUUUUGAGUGGACUCUGGCCGGUAUAUGAAGGAGUCCUCUACAAACCACCUCCUCAGCACAUGUUCUAUAUUCCUCAAAGGCCCUACAUGUCUCUGGGGAGUCUCCGGGACCAGGUCAUCUACCCCGACUCUCAGGAUGACAUGCGGGAAAAGGGCUUCACAGACCAGGACCUGGAGAGCAUCCUGCGGCGCGUGCACCUGUUCCACAUAGUGCAGCGAGAAGGAGGGUGGGAUGCUGUUAUGGACUGGAAAGACGUCUUGUCUGGAGGAGAAAAGCAAAGGAUGGGGAUGGCGCGCAUGUUCUAUCACAGACCCAAGUACGCGCUGCUGGACGAGUGCACCAGCGCAGUGAGCAUCGACGUGGAAGGCACCAUCUUCCAGGCCGCCAAGGCCGCCGGCAUCUCCCUGCUGUCCAUCACUCACCGGCCGUCACUCUGGAAGUACCACACUCACCUUCUGCAGUUUGAUGGUGAAGGAGGUUGGCGCUUUGAACAGCUGGAUGCUGCCAUCCGCUUAACCCUGAGUGAAGAAAAACAAAAGCUGGAAUCUCAGCUCGCGGGAAUUCCAAAAAUGCAGCAGAGACUGAAUGAACUGUGCAAAAUUCUGGGAGAAGACUCGGUGCUGAAAACAGAGAGGCACGACGAGGAGGGCCCCUAGGGUGUCCAGCAUGCUUGGGACAUUCCUUUCAGGUAGCAUGACGCCUGGCAUGCGUGGAAGGUAGUGAGCUCUCCUGAGAGGACGGCGCGGGCGGCCUCUGCAGACACUCCGCAGUGCAGGCCACGAGCCACCCCACCGGCCUUGCUUUAUCAUGGGAACUGUUUUCCGGGGCAGUUCCUGGGUUUUUGUGUCAAAUGUUGGCCCACUACGAAAGGUACCAAUGAACGUGUUAGUUUUCACCGA